Molecule: messenger RNA, 1467 nt
Organism: Homarus americanus (American lobster)
Lineage: Eukaryota; Metazoa; Arthropoda; Malacostraca; Decapoda; Nephropidae
Product: cyanocobalamin reductase / alkylcobalamin dealkylase-like
Exons: 2
Coding region: 129-959 (276 amino acids)
Biological process (GO): cobalamin metabolic process
Cellular component (GO): cytoplasm
Molecular function (GO): demethylase activity; cyanocobalamin reductase (cyanide-eliminating) (NADP+) activity; FAD binding
Source: RefSeq, a predicted model, not a curated record
ACGAAGCUCUGGGUUAUUCUUGAAUUAAUUGUGUAUUGCAGUCACCCAGUAGCAGAAAGCCUUUACACCUCAUUUUAAAAGCAACCACUUAAGUACUGUAUUGUUAAAGCAUUUAUUUGUAGGAAACAAUGAGUGUACCAACUGUAAUAAGCUCUGAUAAACUUUCCAAAUAUGAUACUGUACAGGAACAGUCACCGAAACAAACUAUCCCUCUGAAAGAACUGACACACAUAGAAAACAGGCUAACUUCUGUACUCAGUCCACGGGGAUUUGAAUGCCACCCUUUUAAAAUAGGUUGGUAUAAUGAGCAGGUUGCACCAUGUUUCCGUCUGCCAUACCAUGAUGACACCUUAUCAUUUGUUAUCAUUAGCACGCCAAGUAUGUUUGAGAAAGCGUUCAUUCCAUUUUUGGCAACGGUGGAUGACUUAAAGAUCAAACAGGAUCCAUUAGACCAGUGCAUGGUCCAGUGCUUUACUCCAGUAAAAGAAGAAUUCCCGGGCAUCAGCAUUGAAACCAUCCAUGAUUUUGAAAUGACACCAAAUAAGCGACCCAAGAUCCUCGUCCAAACAGCGGGUCACAUUGCUGGUGCUGUUCGCCUUUAUCAGCGGAAGGACUUGACAUCAGACCCUUGGGAUCCCAUGAAAAAGGUGUUUGGCGUGUGUCUCCAUCCACAUUACGGAGGCUGGUUUGCCCUACGUGGUGUCAUCACAUACACAUCCCUCCAUUGCCCAGAACUACCUAGACAACAACCCAGGGACAUAUUGACAACAGAAGCUGAUGUCAUUGAACUGUUGCAGCGUUACAAUGACCACUGGCAGGACUGGUCAUUUAGGGACAUUAUCCCAGUUAAAGAAAAAUAUUCCCAAGAACAGAGAGAAUAUUUCAGUACCAAACCAGGGGACAGACAGAAGUUGAUUGAAAAAUAUUGCAAUUCACUGAAAAUUAAUGCCAAAGCUUGAAAUUAUCACCAUGUAAUUAUAACAUUCAUACAGUUUUAUGGUAAUUAAAUACACUGUAUGUUUUCAGAUUACAGGUUAUAGAAUAUUGUACAGUAAGAUCUCAUAUUUUGCGCGAUUUCAUUUCGCAUUUUUUUAUUUCGCGAGCACUACCUAAUGUAACCAAGUCUUAUAUUUGGUGUAAAAUAUUUUGAAUUUCGCGAGAUCCAGCCAGCUGAAUGCUGGCCACCGCCUUGAAUGACAUCACAGCCCUCAUACCAGUUAGUCAUUUCUGCUACAUCGCAUGUUUUGUCAACGCGAAUUGGUUGUAAUGCGAUUGAUGAAUAGGGGAAUGCUGCUUAUAAAACGUGAACUUUUGCAUAUGAAUGAUGGCUGUAGUGAGAUUCCAUCCUCAAUGUUUUUAUUCCAUUCUCAACGUUUUAAGCAUGGCACAAGGUUAUGCAAUGUUUACAGAUCACGUUCGACAUCACGUGUUCAAUUGAUUCGUGUCUUUUGUUUGUGAAGUGUUUUA